This is a messenger RNA of Austrofundulus limnaeus, 1431 nucleotides long. Its product is annotated as REST corepressor 1. Gene Ontology annotation, biological process: negative regulation of DNA-templated transcription; regulation of transcription by RNA polymerase II. Gene Ontology annotation, cellular component: transcription regulator complex; histone deacetylase complex. The record is from RefSeq and is a predicted model, not a curated record. Gene Ontology annotation, molecular function: transcription corepressor activity. NCBI's taxonomy places the organism in Eukaryota, Metazoa, Chordata, Actinopteri, Cyprinodontiformes, Rivulidae.
AGUGGUUCUGACCCUGGCCUGUGACGUCAGCAGAGAUCUCAGAUUCAGGCUCAGCUUGAUCACAUGGAUCUUUUUCCUCUCUGAUAAACUCUAACGUGGCCCGGCUCUGGGAUUUGCAGGGUUCUGGUCUGAGUCCGUCUCCUGGUCCAUGCGGGUCUGAUUCGGUCGGAUCGGAUCUUUUGCUGUGGUUCGGAACUGUGUUUUUUUGCACCGCUCUGAACUUUUCGAGCAUCUCGGGGCUUCAGCUAGCAUCGACGAGUUGCAGCGAGUUCUGCUUUUUGAUUUAAAACUUUUUCCGCCUCGGAUUUUUUAUUGUUUUAUUUUAUUUUUUUGCGCACGGCUCUGUUAAAAAAUAACGAACCGUGCUGCCGCCGGUGGUUCCGACCCAAACUCCCGGUUGAGCCUCCUUUUUGCUGCCUUUUUAUUCUGGCAGUAGCAGGGCAGCUAACAGGCUAACAGCGAAGUUGAACGUUAGRCUGAGCUACUUUUUGUUUUCCUCGUCAUGCCGGCGAUGCUGGAAAGGAACCCGGAGGCUCCGGGGAAGAGGAGAGGCCGAGCCCCGACCGGCAGCACCGGCGGCGGGCCCGGGGCGGCCGGUGGCCCCGGCGGGAAGAGCCUGUCCGGUAAUGGAACCAGCACCAACAGCUGCUGGGAAGAAGGAAGUUCGGGCUUCAGCAGCGACGAGGAGCAUGGUGGAGGAGGGAUGCGGGUCGGACCGCAGUACCAGGCCGUGGUUCCGGACUUUGACCCGGAUGUGGCCCAGGCAGCGCAGCGCAGAGACAACUUGGGGAUGUUGAUUUGGAUCCCCAGCAGCUGCCUGAACCAGAACCAGGUGGACGAAUACAUCAACAUCGCCAAGGAGAAACAUGGAUACAACAUGGAGCAGUCUCUGGGGAUGCUUUUCUGGCACAAACACAACAUAGAGAAAUCUCUGGCCGACCUGCCGAACUUCACUCCGUUUCCUGACGAGUGGACGGUGGAGGACAGGGUGUUGUUUGAACAGGCCUUCAGCUUCCACGGGAAGAGCUUCCACCGCAUCCAGCAAAUGCUGCCUGAUAAAUCCAUGGCCAGUCUGGUGCGCUUCUACUACUCCUGGAAGAAAACCCGGAGUAAAAUGAGUCUGAUCGACCGACAGACACGGAAACCCAAACAGGAGAAGGGAGACAGCGAUGAGGACGGUGAGUCCGCCAACAAAAUCCCUCCCAGCGACUCCGAGUUUUACUCAACUAAAGACAAGAAGGAGCCGAGUUCCGAACCCGAGAGGUCUGAGGUGAAACCAGCUUCUAGUUUUAAGCAGACAGGUGGGAAGGUGUCUCAGCGGAUGAAGAAACGUCCUCCCAGAGGAAUGUUCCUAAGCCAGCAGGACGUGGUUUCUCUGGCGUCCUCGUCGGCUCAGGGACUCAUCAGGCAGCUGGACUGUCAGCUGGUGUC